Molecule: messenger RNA, 546 nt
Organism: Aspergillus heteromorphus CBS 117.55
Lineage: Eukaryota; Fungi; Ascomycota; Eurotiomycetes; Eurotiales; Aspergillaceae
Product: putative mismatched base pair and cruciform DNA recognition protein
Exons: 2
Coding region: 1-546 (181 amino acids)
Source: RefSeq, a predicted model, not a curated record
AUGUCUGCCGACAACUCCAGCAACGCCAACAACUCCUCCACCCUCAAAUCCUACAUCGACUCUGCCACAGGCCUCGCCCAACGCGCCGUCGGUACCGUCACCGGUGACUCCUCUACUCACGCCGAAGGCGAAGCCACACAAUCCAAAGCCGCCAGCGAAAACGCCGCCAGCCACGAGACCGCCAAGCUCGGUCCCAUCACCGCGGACCCCUCCACGGGCGCCACCGCCUCCGACCACCCGCAACGCAGCACCGGCAGCUGGGACCAGACCCUCGGUUCGGCCAAGGAGUCCCUGGGCAACCUGAUUGGCAACGAGGGACUGCGCAAGUCCGGCCAGGAGCAGAAUGCGGCGGGCAAGCAGGCUGAGGCGGAAGGCCAGCUGAGGGAUCUGGGUGAGGGCGUUAAGGGCCGCGUGAAGGGUGGUCUCGGGCAGGUUGCGGCUGCCGCGACUGGUGAUCGCGAGGAGGAGCAGAAGUGGAGGGAUGUGCAUGAUGAGGGGAAGACCAAGCAGAGGGGCGUGGAGGCUGAUUUGGAUAAGAGGUACUAG